Polypterus senegalus (gray bichir) is the source of this 922-nucleotide messenger RNA. Its product is annotated as tripartite motif-containing protein 16-like. The coding region runs from base 175 to 735 and encodes 186 amino acids. The transcript is spliced from 3 exons. NCBI's taxonomy places the organism in Eukaryota, Metazoa, Chordata, Cladistia, Polypteriformes, Polypteridae. The record is from RefSeq and is a predicted model, not a curated record. Gene Ontology annotation, molecular function: protein binding.
UCAGAGACCAAGGACCAUCUCCACUUUCUACAGACUUUCUCCUUUCGCUGUGUCCUUCCUGCUGAUGGAGACUCGCUGAGCUUCACUGUCACCGCUGAUUUCUCAUCUGAGGACCUGCGAAAGGAGCUGUCAUGUCUGACAAAGAGUCUGGAGAAGAUCAGCCGGUGGGACAUCAUGACAAGGACUCUAUCAGACUUCUGUCCCCUCACACUGGACAUCAACACGGCAAACAGAGACCUCCAUCUGUCUGAAGGGUACAAGAAGGUGACAAGUGAGGGGACAGUGACAGAAUAUCCUGAUCAUCCUGACAGAUUUGAAUUCUGGCCUCAAGUUCUGUGCAGAGAGGCUUUGACUGGGACUCGCUGUUACUGGGAGGUGGAGUGCAGUGGAGAAUCUGUGGUGAUUGGAGUCGCAUAUAAAGGACUGAGCAGGAAAGGACGGGUCGAUGAGUGCGGCCUUGGAGGCAACGAUAAAUCCUGGAGUUUGUGGUGGUCUCUUUCCCAGUACUCUGUGUGGCACAAUAACAAGCAGACUGUAAUCAGCGCCCCCUCCAGCCCCAGAAUAGGUGUGUAUCUGGACUGGCCUGCUGGCUCUCUGUCAUUUUAUAGCGUCUCACACACAAUGACCCUCCUGCACAGGUUCAACACCUCCUUCACUGAGCCCCUCUAUCCAGGGUUUUAUGUUGAUCCUGACUGCAGUGUAACAAUCUGCCAUCUGACACCAUGUGACCACUGACCAGUACCCUCCACCAGUCACUUGAUGUCCCCUACAAGCUCAGGUGUCUUUGUGUUUGCAGUUUGGGUUCAAAUUAAUUUUACCCUAGAGGUGGAGGGGCAGCACCUCUGUGAGUGAAUUUGUGGAUGAGAAUGCGGGGCGAGUGCAGCUGUCAGGGUCUCCAUUAUUAUUGGGUGUGAGUAGCCAA